Drosophila elegans is the source of this 345-nucleotide messenger RNA. RefSeq lists its product as uncharacterized. Bases 66 to 269 code for a protein of 67 amino acids. The record is from RefSeq and is a predicted model, not a curated record. The transcript has 2 exons. Lineage: Eukaryota; Metazoa; Arthropoda; Insecta; Diptera; Drosophilidae.
UCACAUCACCCAUGUUGUUUAAAGCUGUUAAAUAAUAAUAAUUUUGUUUUACGCACUUUGUAGAGAUGUCCAAGCAACCGUCUUUUGUAUCGCGCAACCUGGUGGCCAUCGUAAUGAUCCCCAGUCUGGUGGGGAUCCAUCUGGGCUGGAGCUACAUGCAAAACAACCGGAAAUUGGUCACGGAGGCGGAACAGAUCGACAUGCCGCCGGUUACGUUUGCCAGAUUUGUGUGGAACAAGCUGACGGGAGGUGGAAAUCCGACGGAAUGACAACGGCACUUGUGAUGAGCUUAAAACAUACAAUCUAUUUAUUGUAUAGCAUAAUUAAAACUACAUACAAACGGUA